GUGAUCACGCCCUGUCGGCGCCUCAUCCUUUGUGCAGACAACAGGAAGGAAAUGGAGGAUUGGAUGACAGCGCUGCGCAGCAUCCAGAACAGACAGAAUUAUGAGUCCACCCAGUAUAGCAUGGACCACUUCAGUGGGAUGCACAACUGGUACGCCUGCUCCCACGCCAGACCCACGUACUGCAAUGUGUGCAGGGAGGCUCUGUCAGGGGUCACGUCACACGGCCUCUCCUGUGAAGUGUGUAAAUUUAAGGCUCACAAACGGUGUGCAGUCAGAGCCACCAACAACUGUAAAUGGACAACGCUAGCUUCUAUCGGGAAGGACAUCAUUGAGGACGAGGACGGGGUGUCGAUGCCUCAUCAGUGGUUGGAGGGAAACCUGCCGGUGUCGGCCAAGUGCACCGUGUGUGAUAAAACGUGCGGCAGUGUGCUGCGGCUGCAGGACUGGAGGUGUCUGUGGUGUAAAGCAAUGGUGCACUCCAGCUGUAAGGAGCAGCUGUCCUCCAAGUGUCCCCUUGGUCAGUGCAAAGUGUCCGUCAUCCCUCCGACGGCACUCAACAGCAUCGACUCAGACGGUUUCUGGAAGGCGUCGUGUCCUCCGUCCUGCACCAGUCCUCUGUUGGUCUUUGUUAACUCUAAAAGUGGAGACAAUCAGGGCGUGAAGUUCCUGCGGCGCUUCAAGCAGCUGCUGAACCCGGCGCAGGUGUUUGACCUGAUGAAUGGAGGGCCUCACCUGGGUCUGCGGCUGUUCCAGAAGUUCGAUACCUUCAGGAUCCUGGUGUGUGGAGGAGAUGGCAGCGUUGGCUGGGUGCUGUCUGAGAUCGAUAUGCUCACGCUGCACAAGCAGUGUCAGCUCGGCGUUCUUCCUCUGGGGACCGGGAAUGACCUUGCCCGGGUUCUGGGCUGGGGUUCGGCCUGCGACGAUGACACCCAGCUCCCUCAAAUUCUGGAGAAACUGGAGAGAGCCAGCACCAAGAUGCUUGACAGGUGGAGCAUCAUGGUCUAUGAGACUAAGUUUCCACGGCAACACUCUGCAUCCACUGUCACCGAGGACUGCAGCGAUGACUCUGAGGUUCAGCACAUUCUCACGUAUGAGGACUCAGUGGCUGCUCACCUGUCCAAGAUCCUGACCUCUGACAAGCACUCGGUGGUUAUCUCCUCGGCCAAAGUUCUCUGUGAGACGGUGAAGGACUUUGUGGCCCGGGUUGGUAAAGCUUACGAGAAGAACACGGAGAGUUCGGAGGAGUCAGAGGCCAUGGCCAAGAAGUGCGGUGUGCUGAAGGAGAAGUUGGACUCGUUGCUGAAGACUCUAAAUGAGGAGUCUCAGGCGUCCUCCGUGCUCCCUCCAGCUCCUCCACCAACCAUCGCUGAGGAGCAGGAGGAGGUGGAGGGACUUGUGCUGCCUCCUCUUCAUCUUCCUCCUCCUCCCCACUUUCUGCCCAUUUCCACCUGCUCUUCACGCCCCACCAGUUCCACCUCCUCCUCCUCUGUGGUAGCAGCUGCCAUUUUUAAACCUCGAGAACAGCUGAUGCUGAGAGCCAACAGUCUGAAGAAGGCCAUCCGGCAGAUCAUUGAGCACACUGAGAAAGGUGAGCCCGUCAUGGUCAGGACUCACCUGAACAGGUGUGGUGGUUUCACAGAGGAGCUGUUCAGAUACAGCUCAGUAAAGUCAAAUCUCCAUGAGGCUGUGGAUACUCAGCUACAGUCAGUACAGCUGCCCCUUAGCAGGCUGCCACAGGCUGGCCUAUCAGAGGAAAGCAGGUGUUUGGGGAGGAGGGCUUUAAAGAGACGAGUGAUAACAGGUUUAUUUUCGACGAUGGAUUGGGGGGCUGUAUGAGAUGCAAUUAAAGGGAAAAAUUAGAUUUUCUGUCCUUCUGAAAAAUUUGGGUAAAUGCUCAUCAGUUCCUUCCACAGAUUGAAGCUGGGCUGAGUUACAGAAAUGACAAACACACUGAUCCAGGAUCAGAUCUCAAUGUCUGCUGCUGCAGAACAGCUUGGCCUCAGGUUUGUUGUUAGACUCUGUCCACAGACAGACCCCAGCUGCGGGACUCAGCUGGGGUCAUGCUGGUUCAGAUUCAGGAAACCAGGGCAGGAAGCUUGAUGAGUUCGGUCACUUUAAUUCAAUUCAAUUCAAUUCAAUUUUAUUUAUAUAGCGCCAAAUCACAACAUAAGUCUCCUCAAGGCGCUUCAUAGAUACAGAGAAAAAAAA
This is a messenger RNA of Haplochromis burtoni (Burton's mouthbrooder), 2208 nucleotides long. It is a transcript of the gene dgkd, whose product is annotated as diacylglycerol kinase delta. Gene Ontology annotation, biological process: diacylglycerol metabolic process; lipid phosphorylation; intracellular signal transduction. Gene Ontology annotation, molecular function: ATP-dependent diacylglycerol kinase activity. NCBI's taxonomy places the organism in Eukaryota, Metazoa, Chordata, Actinopteri, Cichliformes, Cichlidae. The record is from RefSeq and is a predicted model, not a curated record.